GGCGGAUUUGCAGUACCUGGGUUGCCUAUGUCAGACUGAGUAUCACUAAUGUUGCUGAGCUCUGUCGCUGCGUUCUGCUGCUGCUGUGUCAUUCUACUGCUCCUCCGCCGGCUGCCCAGGGUACUCAUGGCCCCCACCGAGAAACCAUUCUUCAGGAUUGCUUACAGCCUCUACACUAAGACCAGACUGGGCUACCUCUUCUACAAGCGGCAGCUAAAGAAAGCGCGUGAACGCUAUCCCCAUGGGCAUUCAUCCACCCAAGCCAUCGUAUUCAGUGGGGUUAAAGUGGUGCCCAUUCCAGUCCUUUCCGAUAACUACAGUUACCUGAUUAUCGACACCACAUCCAGCUUGGCUGCAGUCGUGGACCCUUCUGACCCUCUAGCUGUACAGGCACACCUAGAGCGGGAGGGGGUGACGCUGGAGGCCAUCUUGUGCACCCACAAGCACUGGGAUCACAGUGGAGGCAAUAAGGCACUAAAGAGGCUGUACAAGUCUUGUCGGGUGUAUGGAAGUUCUUAUGAUGACAUCCCGGAACUGACACAUGCCCUGUCUGACCGGGAGCAAUUGUCGGUCGGAAGAAUUCAGCUCCAGGCGUACUUCACCCCAGGUCACACGGUGGGACACAUGAUCUAUGUGCUGGAUGGGAAAUCCGGAGAUGGACCAGACUGUCUCUUUUCUGGGGAUUUGCUGUUCCUCGCAGGCUGUGGGAGGAUGUUUGAGGGAUCGGCAGAGACCAUGCUCACUUCACUGGACACUGCUGCUUCUCUGAAUGACAGCACUCUCCUUUGGCCUGGCCAUGAGUAUGCAGCAGACAACCUGACAUUUGCAGCUGUGGUUGAGCCUGAGAACGCCGUCCGGGACAAGAAGUGUCAGUGGGUUCUGCACCGCAGGCUUGAGAAGAAGAGCACGUGCCCAUCCACCAUUGGAGAAGAAAAGGAAUAUAAUCCUUUCCUGCGCACCCACUGCAGAGACCUGCAUCAAGCUCUAGACCUCCAACGAGGGGCCAACGAGGACUGGAAUCACUUCCGUGCCCGGGUUCUGGAAGAGGUUCGCAAGAGAAAGGACCUUUUCAAAGAGAGAUAGACCUACAGGCUCACUAACUGCGUGUGUCUGAAAGCUGGACAGAAGUAUCAACAAAUUAAUAAUAAUAAUAGUGAACCAAUUACAUUAGAUCCAUGCAGCUUCUCUUCCACUUUUGGGUUCAGACAAAGAGGAACCUCAACGCAUAUUCCCUCAUGCCGUUUAGUGAUACUCAAUGGCAACGCUGCUUUCAACGACUUGUUUGGGACCUUCCCCACAGGGAGAUUCAGAUACAAAUCUGUAUCUCAUUUACUGUUUAUUUUGGGUAAAUGGAAAGUGUUUUGCACAUGUAGCCUUUAGAAAUCCAGACUAAAUAGUCCGCUAUUGGUUAAACAGGGUGAUGUUGUUCUGAUACCACCCUCUGCCCCCCUGGUGCCAUCUUAUGCUAUAUAUUCUUGGAUUGUAUAUCAUGCUGGAUUAAACAAACAGAACAAGUAUAUUACAAAAUAACGUUUAUGAAAUAGGGGCAAUGGGGGAAAUAAAGCACUACUUUGGGAUCAGCCACUAAAUAUAAAACAGCCCAAGCUGGCAGAACAACUAUGGGCACAAUUAGACUGUUCUGUUGCACAAAAUAUAAAAAGUUCACACCGGCAGAAUGGCCAUGGGCUCAAUUGGAUCUUUCUAUUUCACAAAGUGUAAAACAUUACAAGCUUUGUUCUGCUGUAUACACUGAAAGAUUGAAUACACAGUAAAGAACAAGGGUUCACACUGACCAAUUUUCUGGAGAGCAGGUUUCUGGGAGAUAGAUUGGCAGCUCCCUCUGACUGUUGCCAGGCUGAUAUACAAAAUAUGUUGCCCGUGAUACAACCUGCAACCCCUGAAAAUAAUAAUGGUUAAUGAGUAAUAGGAUUUCUUUCUAUUAAUUACUGUGAUUUAUAUUGUAUUUAUGUUUUUUGUGCCGAUUCUGAGGAUUCCUAUAAAUGUGAACGUGGGGAUGCAAAACAAUGUCUUCCUGCCCUCCAGUAUGUGUAAUUGCAAAUACGCAGAUAUAUAGAGGGAGAGAGAGAGAGAGAUGAUCCAAGUUCCAUACCUCAGUUGUUUGAGUUGAUGUAAUACAUUGGUUGAACCACAAAAAAAAAAAAUUUAAUUAGUUUUCUGUAGAUUUUGUAAUAUAAUUGAUUUUUUUUUAUAUAUGGUUUUAUUAAAACAUUUUGUUUUCUUUGUUUUGACAUGGGUAUAAACAUGUUUGUCUGUAUGUUGUCAGAACAACAAGCUGUAACCUGUAGUCAUAAUUAAAUCAGGGGGUAAACACCUCAGUGUGUCACUCAGUAUCACCAGUGGCAUAUAGAAUGCCAUGUACCAUGAGGAGUUUGCAUUUAUGGAAAGCAAUGUUAUCACUUAAAUUUCCUUAUUUUUGUAUGAUUGAGAGUAUUAGAAGUGGCUACAGAUAAGUAAUAAAACACUAGUUUCUGUC
This is a messenger RNA of Xenopus laevis (African clawed frog), 2494 nucleotides long. It is a transcript of the gene pnkd.S, whose product is annotated as PNKD, MBL domain containing S homeolog. The record is from RefSeq and is a predicted model, not a curated record. Gene Ontology annotation, cellular component: mitochondrion. Gene Ontology annotation, biological process: methylglyoxal catabolic process. NCBI's taxonomy places the organism in Eukaryota, Metazoa, Chordata, Amphibia, Anura, Pipidae. The coding region runs from base 49 to 1083 and encodes 344 amino acids. Gene Ontology annotation, molecular function: hydroxyacylglutathione hydrolase activity. The transcript has 9 exons.